Hydractinia symbiolongicarpus is the source of this 1494-nucleotide messenger RNA. Its product is annotated as lisH domain-containing protein ARMC9-like. The coding region runs from base 1 to 621 and encodes 206 amino acids. Gene Ontology annotation, cellular component: ciliary basal body; centriole; ciliary tip. The record is from RefSeq and is a predicted model, not a curated record. Lineage: Eukaryota; Metazoa; Cnidaria; Hydrozoa; Anthoathecata; Hydractiniidae. The transcript is spliced from 10 exons. Gene Ontology annotation, biological process: cilium assembly.
AUGACAGUGAAGGCUCCAUGGGUGUGCCAUUUGCACAAUCAAACGAAAACAAUUUCCAACAUUUUUUUACAGGAAGGAGAUGCAGUUGAUGCAGAGAGUGACAAAGAUGAGACAGUUACUGCUUUAAUUGAUGAACAAAGUGGUGAAGAACUUUUAUGUGCUCAAUAUUUGCAUAAGACAGCUGUUAAACCGUCUGCGAUGAAAAAUAAAAAGAUCAGACAAAGUGUAGAUGAACCUUUUACAAGACCUGUAACACCUGCAACUAGGCCAUACAAAACACAGUCCAAUAUAGAACUCUCUACACAUCAACCAGAAGUUCUUAUUUCUCAGGAGAGACCUCGCACAUCAUCUUCAAAAGGUAGUAGAAGACCACCAGCAGAACAAGCAAGAGCAAGAGAUGCAAAGCCGAAUGCUCACAGCAAGCAGCGUCAAGGAGGCAAAAGUUUCAAACAAGCUUUUGCUACUCGUCCGAAAAUACCAAGAACCCCAGACACUGGCAGUGAAAGUGGUUCGCGUCCAACUUCUUCCACCGAAGUGCCACCAUUAACACGUUCGAUUUCACCACCACGACCUGCGAGUGGGAAAGCUCCAAAAACUUCAAGUAGAACCUCACCACGAUAAGAGAUUGGAAUCGAAUUAUUUAAACACCAACAAAAAUUUUAUAACGUUUAUUUAUCUUAGAAUAUAUCUUGCACAUUUUUUAUGGAAAAAAUGAAAGAACAUGUUUUUGAUAGGAGACGCCUGUUUAGGAUUCACUAGUUUUUGUACAUAGCUAAAAGUCGUUGAUUGAAUAAGUGAUUUUGUAAAGAAGGUCUUAUCAAUGGUUUUCUAUCUCGUCAUGUAACGACGUACCAAAAAUUCCGAAAUUUUUUUUCUUUAAGCAAACUUUUUUGUGUAUCUCAUUAUGCCGAUCCUUAUAAUACAACUUCAUGUAUAUUACGAAUUGUAAAUUAUGAAAUUUUUAGCCUGCACUGUGUUAUAUGAAUUGGAGAGAUUAUUGGUACAUAAUGUAUUAAGACAGAAUUUGAGUUUUUUUUAUCAGAACAUUAAUCCCUAUAAAACACCUCACCCAAUGUUGUUGGUUCUGUUAUCAGCAAGUUCUUAAAAUAUGUUUAAAAUGUUAGUUAUAUAAAAUUCUACUCUGAGUAGCACGAUAAAUGUGAGUGAGUUAACUAGAAAACGAAGAGAUAAAAAAUAAAUAACUGUAUAUGGUUGCUAUAAACUGUUAUGUUAUUUGUUUCAAAACUCUCCCUCGUUUUCGAUGCUUUCCUGUAAGUCUGCGAUAGUUUUGUUAGAUUAAUACCCUAUGUUGUUAUGGUAGAAUAAUAUUGAUAUUUAUUCAUGAGUUCUUCUGAUGAGUUGAAUCACAAAGGAUGAAUGUGAUGUAGUGUCUGGUGAGAUGCAAUUAUAUCUGGUAUUUUAUGUUAUAUUUCAUAUAGUCGACUAUAGAACAACAACUGUUUUAGUGGGGUUUUUUUGGAAAUGAAAAUUCGA